AUGGACCCAACCCGUGCAGCGCACCGGGGCGCCUCACGCGGAGGCGAGAGAGCAGCCACCGGAACCACAGUCGCAGCGGGCAGCGUCCCCGGGCCCGAGAUGACUGCGGCAGCGUUCCGCGACCUCCUUCGCGAAAGCCCCACAGUCGAUCUCGGAGGUGCUACAGUCGACGUCGGCCCCGGCACCUUCGCGAUUGGGUUCCGCCAGAGGACACGUCUGAGGUCUCAGCAUGGCAUCACGAUCGCCAACGGAACCAUCAAGGGCCAGCUUUUGUGCACGGGGGCGGAUGCGAACCCCGCUGGCUCCGGCGUGGCGGAACUCAGGCUGGAGUUUCGCAACGUGACGUUCAGGAGCGAGCAACCAGUUUCGGAGGACAAAGCGUCGGACGCGGAAAAUGCGACCUUUGCCGUCAGGGAUGAUGACCUGUCUGUAUCGCAAAUUCCCAUGGUGGCCGGGCUUGUCGUUGCCCGGGACAUCAAGGACCUCACGUUCGAGAGCUGUACGUUCGGCGACGCGGACCCCGACUACAAGGCGACGCCCAUCGUGCCGCGUCAGGAGCAGAUGCCACGUCUCCGCAACGUCACCCUCGCACCGGCGCUGGCGGUGCUCGACAACUCGAAAGUCAGCAUUCAGCACUGCGCUUUCGUGAACAAGAUGGGCCCUGGCCUGUUGGCCAAGGGCAGUUCAGUGAAAGUCCGGCGCUCCGAAUUCAGCAAGUCGACCACGGGCGUCCUCGUCCUGGGCGGGGCGGAAGUUUCGCUGGAAGACACCAUCUCGGCUGGGAACGACCUCGAUGGUCUCAUGACCAUAGGCGGCAGCCUGAAAGCGACAAGAACGACGUGUCGCAGCAACUGGUGUCACGGGGCCAUCGCGGAAGGCGGAGGAGUCAUGACACUCAUUUCGUGCGACAUAAGUACCAAUGGAUGGUUCGGAGUCCACGCCAGCGGUCCGGGCACCAAGGUGGAGGUGAAGGACAUGCACCUCGAGCACAACACGUAUGCCUUUGGCGUCGUUGCCGAAGCCGGUGCGCAGUGCACAGUCCAGGGCGCCAGUAUUCAGGGAUACUCCUUCUCAGGGCUCAAGGCGAUCGGCGAAGGUUCAAGGUUGACCGCGAAGAACGUGGUCAUUGCGGACCGAAGCUCCCCGCGCCCUGCGGUUGCGGACGGUGGGAUCGGUGCAGAGGUAGCGGACGGCGCUAUUCUGCGCCUCAGCGGCGUACACAUCCACGGCAUCCGUAAAACCGGAGUGUGGGUGCAUGACGCCAAGCUGUACGCGCACAACCUCGAGACGGGCAGCGAGGUCUCGACGGGCGUAUCCGUGACAGGAGAAAAAGGACGGUCGACCACCGAUCUCGAGACCUGCAAGAUCAGUGGCGGCAAGGUCGGCGUUAAAGCCGAUGACUGUUCGAAAGUUAUUAUGACAGACGUCAACAUCUUCAACUGCACCGAGUACGGCGUGCUUGCGAGGAACGGCGGCCGGGUGACGAUGAAUCGUGGAAGCAUCGUCGGCAACGCGCUCCAGGGCAUCAGCAUCGACGAAACGCGUUCCCGGGUGACCAUGACGGACGUGGCGUACACGGGCAACGGGCAGAAUGACUUUGUGGGCAAAAUUUGGAUCGAGAACAGCGAGGGUCGCGUUUCAUGCGACGUCGGCUGGGCGGACGAGGACGAUUUCUCGGAGUAG
This is a messenger RNA of Pedinophyceae sp. YPF-701, 1683 nucleotides long. Lineage: Eukaryota; Viridiplantae; Chlorophyta; Pedinophyceae. The record is from the annotation of a GenBank genome assembly.